GUGUUUAUAUAUCUGAUGUACAGGAAGUUAGACAGGCUGCAUAUUUACAGAUUAGUCGAUAUUCACAGCACACACUGUGGUGGUAAUGAUUUGCUUAGUGUUGCCACUUCCAGCAAAUAUUAAACAAUGUUCCCAAAGAAGGAAACAGGAAGCAGGGUGCUUGUUGUGCUGCUGUAGCGGCGGUAGAGUGAGAGUGAGAGGAGCCGAGCUGACGGUGGUUGCGCUGGUCGGACGGGACCUCCCUCUUCCCGCCUGCUGCUGGCUCCAGUAGGCUGGAGGAGGAACACCAGCCUGGCGGAGCGACGAGACGAGGGCGGAGCUGGCUGGCUGGUCCUGGCUGUCACAAAGAUAUGUUUCAUUUCAAUAACUACCACUCGCCACCACCACCACCACGCUAACUACACACCGUGUGUCUGUCUGGUGUCCACACGGCUCCGGGUUUGUAACACCGACGACGACGACGACGUUCCGCCGCCCCGAGGAGCAGCAGCAGGAUGCCGGUGAAAGGCGGAGGGAGACUGGCCUCUUAUCCGAGCAAGAGCGAAAAUGUCGGAAGCUCAGGGAUGGAGGAGAUGGUCUGGGAGCAGUACACAGUCAGUUUGCAGCGGGACUCUAAAAUGGGUUUCGGCAUAGCUGUGUCAGGUGGGCGUGACAACCCCAAUGUUGACAACGGUGAGACGUCAAUCAUCGUUUCGGAUGUGCUUCAGGGAGGCCCAGCAGAUGGAUUACUCUUUGAGAAUGAUCGUGUCAUUCAGGUCAACGCCAUACCCAUGGACAACGUGCCUCAUUCCUUUGCUGUGCAGUCCCUCCGUAAAUGUGGUAAAGUGGCUAAAAUAACGGUGAAGAGACCUCGCAAGAUGGUCCACUCACUGAAGCCGCCCGCGUCCCCGAGCGGAGACAGCCGGGUAUACACCCCCUCCAAUCACUACUACGACGCUGACAAUGACAACAGCUGGUACCGUGAACAAACCCGGGACCACGCCUCGGAAAGCAAAGGAUACCUGGACCCUGAGUACAGGGGAGGGCGGGACACAAACCAGAGAGGAAGGAGUCGCGGGAGGAGCCAGGAGAGAACCUCGCCCAGCCCGGACAGAUCCAGGAGGGACGGCAGCCGGGGACGAGCCCUGGACACCAGUGCCGACCGCCAGAGGUACCACAGCCGAGGCCGCAGCCCCGGGGACAGCUACCGCAUGGAGGACAAGUACGAGCGAGGAGAGGGAGAAGGUGGAGGAGGAGGAGGAUUAGGAGGAGGAGGAGGAAGAGGAGGGAAGUAUAGGAGCAGAGACCAGCUUAAUGACAACCCUCCAUCUCCAGAACCUUCCAGAGAGCUUGAGCCGCUGGAGAAACCUGUCAAUGUCCUGUUGGUGAAGAACAGACCCAGCGAAGAGUAUGGUCUACGCCUGGGGAGUCAGAUCUUCAUCAAACAGAUGACCAGCACAGGUCUGGCUGCCAUGGACGGGAACCUGCAGGAGGGAGACAUCAUUCUCAAGAUCAAUGGGACGGUGACAGAGAACCUAUCUCUGCAUGAUGCUGGGAAGCUGAUAGAGAAGUCGAGGGGGAAGCUGCAGCUGGUGGUCCAGAGGGACCGCCGUCAGAUCCUGGUCCGCAUCCCCCCCCUCGCGGACUCUGACUCUGAUAAUGACGACAUAUCAGAGAUGGAGUCAUACCAUUCCUAUUCUCCCCCAGAGGAGAGGAGGUCCCGCCAGUCUGACCUGUCCUCCCACUCUUCUAAUGAAAGAGACAACCCCAGGGAAGAACCCAUGAGGACACCCAAGAUGUCAGCCAUGGCCUCCCCAUUCAGAGUACCUGAAGACCCCCAGGCCUCAGCUGAGCCUAACAAAGACACACCGCACAUCGAGGAGCCUCCAGUUGCUGUAACAACCACGCCCAAGAUUCUCCUCCGACCAAGUCCAGAAGAUGAAAAAAUAUAUGGGCCAAACACGGUGAUGGUGAAUUUCCAGAAGGGAGACAGUGUCGGGCUGAGGCUCGCAGGAGGAAAUGAUGUUGGCAUAUUCAUUGCCAGUGUCCAAGAGGGCAGUCCUGCUGAGGAAGAGGGCCUGCGCAUCGGAGAUCAAAUCCUAAAGGUGAACAAUGUGGAUUUCCAAGGUGUUGUGAGAGAGGAAGCAGUGCUCUUCCUGUUGGAGAUUCCUAAAGGGGAAGUGGUCACCAUCCUGGCACAGAGCAAACCUGACGUCUAUAAUGAUAUCUUGGUGUCGGGGCGUGGAGACUCCUUCUUCAUCCGGACCCACUUUGAGUACGAGAAAGAGACUCCUCAGAGCCUGGCCUUCAGCCGGGGGGACAUCUUCAAGGUGGUGGACACCCUCUACGACGGCAAGCUUGGCAACUGGCUGGCAAUCCGUGUUGGAAAGGACAAGCAGCUGCUGGAGAAGGGCAUCAUCCCCAACAAGAGCAGAGCGGAGCAGAUGGCCAGUGUCCAGAGCUCUCAUAAAGCCGUUGCGGGCGAUCGAGCGGACUUCUGGCGGUUGCGAGGCAAUCGUUCUCUGAAGAGGAAGGACCUGAGGAAGAGCAGGGAAAACCUGAGCGGUCAGACACUGGCCACCCGCUUCCCAGCGUACGAACGAGUGGUGCUCCGAGAAGCUGGUUUCCGGCGUCCCGUGGUGCUGUUCGGCCCCAUCGCCGAUGCUGCCAAUGAGAAACUGGCGUCUGAGAUGCCUGACCUGUUUGUUAUUGCCAAAACCGAGCCGAAAGACGCCGGAUCGGAGAAGUCCUCAGGAGUGGUUCGCCUGAACACCAUCCGACAAAUCAUCGAGCAGGACAAGCACGCCCUGCUGGAUGUGACACCCAAGGCAGUGGACACCCUGAACUACACCCAGUGGUACCCCAUUGUCAUCUUCUUCAACCCAGACAACAAGCACGGCAUCAAGGCCAUGAGACAGAGGAUCGUCCCCAACUCCAACCGCAGCGCCCGCAAACUCUACGAACAGGCCGUCAAACUGAGGAAGACCUGCUCUCACUUAUUCACUGCCACCGUUGAUCUGAACUCAGCCAAUGACGCCUGGUACGGCAGCGUCAAAGACUCUAUCAGAGAGCAGCAGAUGCAGGCUGUGUGGGUUUCUGACGGCAAGCUGGAGGGAGUAGAGAGUGAUCUGGACUGCCAGGACGUGGAGCGUCUGUCCUUCCUGUCCGCCAUGUCCGCCGACUACCUCAGCUUGGACAGCCGGCUGACCUCCGACCUCGACGACACCGCCGACGAGGGCGGGGCCUACACCGACAACGAGCCCGAUGCGGAGAUGAUGCACAUCUCCGCCAUCAGCCGCUCGUCCGAACCCGUCACAGCCGAGGAGAUCUUGCGCAGGUACAGUCCAGACAUCAGGAGUCGCAUGAGGAAAAUCAGCAGCCGUGAAGUCCUCAACAGGUCCAGCCCUCCACCUGUCUACUUACCAGACAGCAAGGUGAAACUGUCUCUGAGGGACGAUCCGGUCCUCGUAUCAGGCUCCACCAACCCACACCAUCACCACCGUCAUCACCACCCUCCACCCCCCAGCUCCAGCCGAAGUUACGACUCUCCAUCCAGCAGCAGCCCCGCCAGCAGCAACAACGACCCUCCGCCGCUCAUCUCCCGUUCACCCGCCUCCUCCUCCGGUCCGCUGCCCCUACCUGCGGCUCACCACUUCAACUCCUGCAGCAAACCGUGGCCCCAGGGAGCGCCCCAACCACCCGCGACACCCAAGCCCAGCAGCUGCGGGAGCACGGCAGAGGCUACAGUUCACUCGCCUGUGGCAGCCUGUAGGCAGCAGGAGGAAGCAGUAAGGGACAACCCUGCGGAGGAUCCGUCCUUGAGGUCCUUCCUGGGGAAGAUCAAGGCCUUCGAGAAGAUGGAUCACUUCGCCCGAGCCCAACGGAUGCUGGAACUGCAGGAGGCGCAGAAUGCCAGGUUGGAGAUUGCGCAGAAGCACCCAGACAUCUAUGCUGUUCCUCUGAAGACAGCCAAGCUGGAUCACAGUCGCCCACAGCCUAUCGGCUCCAGCUCCAGCUCCCGUACUGAAACCCAGACUCCUCCGUCCUCCAAGGAGGGACGUCCCUUCUACCCCAGCGAAGAGGAGCCAAAGGGGGAGGCAGCGCCGGGAUACUACUCCGCCAACUCCUUCCAGUACCAGGACACCCAACUGUAGGGUCAGCACACAGCAGCUGUGGCUUCCUGGACAUACAUGUUACACAUGCACUGCAUAUGCAGUCUAUUUACACACAUACCAUUCCAUCAUGCCCUGCACAAGUAAGCUGCUGACCUUGAACUGACUCUCGCUUCUUUGAUAUUGGGGGAGGGGGGGAGGGAGGAGGGAUAGGAACACACUUUUAAUGGUCAAAACUGAGUGAUUAGGAACCACUUGUUUUCUUGCCUAUGCAACUCUUCAGUUUGUGCACAGCAACUGAAGCUUAUUGCCACGAGUUUUGCCCUCACGAAAACCUCAACAAACCUAAAAACCACAAUGCGCUUUAUCACAUCUAUCCCCUUCUUUUUUAAGCUCCUAUUAUUGCCAGCUACGAUCAACAAAAUGUUACGUAUAUAUUAUUACAUACAACGUAUAUAUGUGUGUAUAUGUAUUUAAAGUCAAGUGUUUAUACUCUGUCUUUGCAUUCCUUCGUAUAUGACAAUGCCUGUGUAUACAUACAGUAUAUAUAUAUAUAUAUAUAUAUUAUCUAUAUAUAGUCUAUCUAGUAACACUGGAAUUUGUUACAAUUUUUUGAAGUGCCUUUUACUUUCUUAGUCCCAUGAGGUUCGGGUUGUCUUUCCUCCGCCCCUCAGCCACCCAGCCGUAUUAAAACCUCUGCUGCUGUCAAGCUUAAAGGGAAACCAGGGAACCAGUGACACCAAAAUCUCAAUGCUGUCCCCACACACUGUACUGUCUGCUGUCACCACCGGUGACGAAUAACAUACCCACAAAAAUACAGUACAUACCCUGCAGCCAGUCCUAUCUGCCAUGUGUAAGAAAGAGCCAACACGGUCUGAUCUCUAGAAUCCAAAUCGAGAACAAUAUCAGUUUAAAACCAGUUUGAAACUUUAAAAUUGAGAUAAUUAGAGUUGGUCAAAGUUGUAAUUGGUAAAGGCCCAGUCACUCACAGGCAACAGCAAUUCAUUUCAAUGGAAUCUGCAAAAUUGGUGGACAAGCUCGCGUGGUGAAUAUUUUGCAAGUUCAGUUUUGGUGAACUUUAACACGGGUUAUUCACCGAUAGUAUAUUGUCUUGACAGGGCUGACCUUUGAAGGAAUGGAGAGCCAGAGAGUCCAAAAUAAAAGAAGCUAUCAUAGAUUAUUAACUGUGUUGCACUUUUAUAUAUAACCUCCUCUGUCA
Molecule: messenger RNA, 5310 nt
Organism: Sebastes umbrosus (honeycomb rockfish)
Lineage: Eukaryota; Metazoa; Chordata; Actinopteri; Perciformes; Sebastidae
Product: tight junction protein ZO-2-like
Exons: 23
Coding region: 495-4133 (1212 amino acids)
Biological process (GO): protein localization to cell-cell junction; cell-cell adhesion; cell-cell junction organization
Cellular component (GO): bicellular tight junction; plasma membrane
Molecular function (GO): cell adhesion molecule binding
Source: RefSeq, a predicted model, not a curated record